AGACUUGACUCUUUAAAACCUGACGCUGCUCGUGUCUGCAGGGACAGUUGAGCUGUGAUCGUGUUGGGAAGCAGCAGCAGCUCCUCUAUCACUCUGAAUUUCUCACUGAAGAACAUUUUCACUCAAAGCUGCAGAGAAGUACUGUACUGCCUCCUCAGACCCUCCUGGAAAAGUGUUUUAACCCUCAGCAGUCUGCAGCUCCGGCCUGAGGAUGGAGAAGUACGAGAAGAUUGGGAAGAUCGGAGAGGGCUCUUACGGCGUCGUCUUCAAGUGCAGGAACAGAGACACGGGGCAGAUCGUCGCCAUCAAGAAGUUUGUGGAGUCAGAGGACGACCCAAUCAUCAAGAAGAUUGCUCUGAGGGAGAUCAGGAUGCUCAAGCAACUGAAACACGCCAACCUGGUGAAUCUCAUCGAGGUGUUUCGACGUAAGAGGAAGCUUCACCUGGUGUUCGAGUACUGCGACCACACGGUCCUCAACGAGCUGGACCGCCAUCCCAGAGGAGUCCCAGAGCACCUUGUGAGAAGUAUCACCUGGCAGACACUUCAAGCUGUCAACUUCUGUCACAAACAGAAUUGCAUUCACCGAGACGUCAAGCCGGAAAACAUUCUCAUCACCAAACACCAGGUCAUCAAACUGUGUGACUUUGGGUUCGCCCGGAUCCUCACUGGUCCCUGUGACUACUACACCGACUACGUGGCGACUCGUUGGUACCGGGCCCCUGAGCUGCUGGUGGGAGACACUCAGUACGGCCCUCCGGUGGACGUCUGGGCCAUCGGUUGUGUGUUCGCUGAGCUGCUGUCGGGGAUCCCUCUGUGGCCCGGGAAGUCUGACAUGGACCAGCUGUACCUGAUCAGAAAGACUCUCGGAGAUCUGAUCCCUCGACACCAGCAGGUCUUCAGUAACAACCAGUUCUUCUGUGGAGUUUCAAUCCCAGAGCCUCAAGAGAUGGAACCUUUGGAGCAGAAAUAUCCAAAUCUCUCACAUCAAGCUCUGAGUCUCAUGAAGGGUUGUCUGAGGAUGGACCCGUCCGAGCGGCUGACCUGCGAGCAGCUCCUCCAACAUCCGUACUUCGACAGCCUGCGAGAAAAGAGCGAGAGCACCUCUCGAGAGCAGGACCGCUCCAGCAACAAGAGGACACGUUUACCUCGCAAGCACCUUCCCCCCGGGUAUUUGCCACAGCUGACCAGCAGCAGCAUCUUUCCAGCUUUGGACAAUAAAAAAUAUUACAACAACCUCCGCAAGUUUAACUACCACCUACCGAACAUCUGAGACCUCCAACAGCAUCGACGAGCAGAAUUUUCUGAAAAACUCAGGAAAUGAAGCGGAUUCUGGCAGUUUUUGUCUCUUGAUGCUGAUGUCAGUCUAUGCACUAUUCCCCAACAUGUGGACUGUUGGUUUAUGUCUGUUGCCUACCUUUCAAGCUGAUUUGUAUUUUGUAUAGAUGUUUAAAGACAAGGAGCGACGUGCUGCUCUGCCCGCUCAGUAGACUGAAGGUUUCUCUGCUGCCUUGCCUGGUUUGCCAAAUGUUUUGUUUUUUUUAAACAAUGGACUCUUCAAAAAGAGUGACAUGUUUUUUGUAGCUAAUUUUAAGUCUCAAGUUAAGUUAUAAUGUAGGACACAAACUUUGACUCUUGAGCAUUUCUGAAACUAUUUAUUGAAGUCAGGAGUGAAUAUUCCUUUAACCCACAUUUACUAGCAUGAAGCAGCAACAAAACACACAUUGUACUCAUUAUCUGUGGAACUUUGGUGCUAAGGAUGUUCACAGCCAUCUGUCUGUCCUCAGAUACUGAACAAAUGCCAAAUUAAUCUAAAGAGAAGUGGUUUUAAAGACUCUUGUAUCCUUUUAAUUUUCACACAUUGUUUUUUUCUCUUUGUAUAUAUGAAAUAACCUUUAAUACCUUCAAUAUUGAGAAUAUAAUAAACAGAAUAGAUCAACAUAUCAACAAAAACUUGUGUCAACAA
Messenger RNA from Centropristis striata (black sea bass), 1963 nucleotides. It is a transcript of the gene cdkl1, whose product is annotated as cyclin dependent kinase like 1 (CDC2 related kinase). The coding region runs from base 212 to 1270 and encodes 352 amino acids. Gene Ontology annotation, molecular function: ATP binding; cyclin-dependent protein serine/threonine kinase activity. The transcript is spliced from 10 exons. Gene Ontology annotation, cellular component: nucleus. Lineage: Eukaryota; Metazoa; Chordata; Actinopteri; Perciformes; Serranidae. Gene Ontology annotation, biological process: protein phosphorylation. The record is from RefSeq and is a predicted model, not a curated record.